Molecule: messenger RNA, 2574 nt
Organism: Pseudogymnoascus verrucosus
Lineage: Eukaryota; Fungi; Ascomycota; Leotiomycetes; Thelebolales; Thelebolaceae
Exons: 5
Coding region: 214-2442 (742 amino acids)
Biological process (GO): chloride transmembrane transport
Cellular component (GO): cortical endoplasmic reticulum
Molecular function (GO): chloride channel activity
Source: RefSeq, a predicted model, not a curated record
AUACCCACAAAAGCAGCCAGCUUCAGCUCUGUAGGGUAGCUGGGAAGUGCCAGGCCCUGCCAACUUGGAGGCACAGCAGCGGGGCCAACUUCUUGCGAAUAUCGUCGUCGUCGCCCUUCUUCUUUAUUUUUCAACCUCUAUUACGCAUCCUACACUCUUUUCCCCAACGCUUUCUCCACGGGCGGUCCCCUCUGUGCGUACUUGAAGUAAUCUAUGGCGUCGCCAAUACCGUCGCUGUACGAAGCGCCCAAACCCGGGAAGGCUACACUUCACUCGACUUUCAAUGUCGACUAUGUCAUUGACUACCGCUUUGCGACUACGGACCAGGCCGAGGCCGAAGCUGCAUUUUCGAAGCUAGUAGACGCGCUGGCUCGUGUUGGGCUCGAUACCGAAGUCCGCAAUGGUGACAACUGCGCCGUCCUGGUAUUCGUUCGAAUCUCCUCUCCCCGCCAUCUGGACGCGGAAAUAUACAGGGCAAGAGUUCAAGACUGGCUGUAUGGCGUGCGAACCGCUGCCCCAGAGAAGGAUAUACAGAAAGCCAUAUCUGAAGAGCCUAUUACUGAAGCGGAACGUCUGCGCCUGGUAUAUCUUCUCAUCACCAAACCCAACAGUGAAGGCGGUGCUGGAAUUACACCCAAGAGGGGAGAGUGGGCGAACGUGGAAUCCGUCUUCGCGCUCCAUGACCACCAGUUCAAUAAGAAAUGGAUUACAGAAUGGUCAACGAAAUACGUUCUCGACAUUAAGGACUUGACGGUCGUCCGCGAUCGUUUCGGCGAGAAGAUUGCGUUUUAUUUUGCCUUCUUGCAAUCGUAUUUCAUGUUUCUCGUCUUUCCCGCUGCCUUUGGUUUCACAUCCUGGGUCGUCCUGGGUCACUACUCCCCAAUAUAUGCCGUCGUCAACUGUUUAUGGUGUGUUGGUUUUGUUGAAUACUGGAGAAAGCAAGAGGUCGAUCUGGCUUUCCAAUGGAACGUCACAGGCAUUGGAAAAAUACAGUUGAAGCGACCAGAGUUCAGACAUGAGAGGGAAUUUACGGAUCCAGUUACUGGGGAGAAGAUGAGGACCUACUCUCCAUUCAAGCGACUGGCGAGACAGGCGCUGCAGGUUCCAUUUGCAAUAGUCGCGGCCGUUGUUCUAGGCUCGUUGAUUUGCACAUGUUUCAGCAUCGAGAUCUUCAUCUCGGAAAUUUACGCAGGGCCAUUCAAGUCAUAUCUCGUCUUCCUACCAACGGUAAUUCUGACAGUCUUCAUGCCGGCACUGUCGUCUAUGCUCACCGGAUUUGCCUCAAGGCUCACCGACAUUGAGAACUAUGAGACGACAGAUGCAUAUGAAUCUGCAAUGAUUCAGAAGAUAUUCGUCUUGAACUUCAUCACGUCGUAUCUGCCAAUUAUCCUGACAGCAUUCGUCUAUGUCCCAUUCGCAUCUGUUCUGGUGCCAUAUCUCGAUGUGUUCCAGUUAACUGUCAAGCCGUUUGCUGAGAAUGCAAAGCAGAUGACUGCCCCCAAGUCUGGCUUUGAGAUCAACCCAGACAGGCUCAAGAAGCAGGUCAUCUACUUCACCGUCACCGCACAGAUCGUGAAUCUCGCGCUCGAAGUCAUCGUGCCAUACGUCAAGCGCCGCGUAUUCCGCAAGGUGAAGGAAGUCCAAGCCAACUCCACCAGGAAGAGCGAGCGCAAACAAGACCACACCGUCAGCGAUCUCCCCGAGGAACACGACUUCCUCACUCGUGUCCGCAAUGAAGCUGAACUCGGCGUGUACGAUGUCGCCACCGACUUCCGCGAGAUGAUCGUGCAGUUCGGCUACCUCUCGCUCUUCUCUGUUGUCUGGCCACUCACUGCAGUCUCUUUCCUCAUCAACAACUGGAUCGAGCUGCGCUCUGACGCGCUCAAAAUCACCAUCGAGACCCAGCGCCCGAUCCCAUGGCGCGCCGAUUCCAUCGGACCUUGGAUCGACUCUCUUGGCUUCCUCGCCUGGUUUGGCAGCCUCACGACGGCAGCGCUUGUGUACCUCUUCUCCGGCGACGGAAUGGGAACAGAUGGGAGCCCCCGCCAGCUCGCUGGCUGGGCUCUGCUUCUCACCAUGUUCUUCGCGGAGCACAUCUUCCUCGCCGUGCAGUUCGCCGUGCGCUACGGGCUAUCGAAAAUCGACUCCCCUGGCCAACAGAAGCUGCGUCGCGAGCGCUUUUCCAUCAGGAGGAAGUACCUCGAGGAGGCUCUGGGGAAGGCGGACGCAGACCGGUUUGUGGGUGAGAGCUUUACUGCCGGAGAAAAGAUUGAUAGGAGGACUCUUGAAGAUGAGGCGAGACGCUCGACCCUGACGGGCCAAGGAACCGCUGAGGACCGGUUCUGGGCAAGGCAGAGGGGUCCGGCAGAGACGAUAGGGGUUGGGAGGCGGCUGAUUGCUGAGCAGGGCGCUGCACUGAAGGUGGACAAGAAGAACCAGUGAGUGAGUGACAGCUCCGGAGAAGAUGGUUAAGGAGCGAAGUCACUCCGGCAUUUGUGCCCGCCACGUGGGGCGGUGAGAGUCGCGUGGGAAAGGGGAGGAAGGGGGGAGAGCCGGGAGCCGGAGCUCCAGGGG